Lemur catta (Ring-tailed lemur) is the source of this 7039-nucleotide messenger RNA. It is a transcript of the gene HCN4, whose product is annotated as hyperpolarization activated cyclic nucleotide gated potassium channel 4. The coding region runs from base 907 to 4506 and encodes 1199 amino acids. Lineage: Eukaryota; Metazoa; Chordata; Mammalia; Primates; Lemuridae. Gene Ontology annotation, cellular component: membrane. The transcript has 8 exons. Gene Ontology annotation, molecular function: voltage-gated potassium channel activity. The record is from RefSeq and is a predicted model, not a curated record. Gene Ontology annotation, biological process: potassium ion transport; transmembrane transport.
GAAAGGCGAGCCGGGAGCUCGGAGAGGGAGACUGGGAAACCCCGCCCCUCCAGUUUGGGAUGAGGAAUUCGCCCCCGAAGCCGGAGCCCUAGACGCGAGGCGCGCUCCCAGCCCUUAGCCAGGGAAAGACAUUCGAGGGCGCAGGACUGAGGACGCCUCUCGCUCCGGCCCCCGCGGCCCCGCGGCCGGCCCGCCCCCAGCCCCUCCGGCCCCGGCCCGCGCGCUCUGCCCCUUUAAGAAGCCCAGGUAGGCAGGCCCGGCCGCGGGACCGCUCCUAUGGCAACUCGCGAGCCGCGGCGGCUUCAUGAAUAUUCCGGGGCGCGGGAGCCCGAGCGCCGCCGGAGGGCUCUCCGGGGGAGGCGGCCGUUGAUGUAAGCCCAGCGGGCCGCUGGGCUCCGCGCGGCUGCGGCGGGAGCCCCGGGACGGGCCGGCCGGGCUCGGCCGGGGGAGGGAGGCGAGCUCGCGGGGGCCCGGCCACAAAGCCGGGGCAGCGAGACAGACGGACAGCCCGCCCGCGCCGGGACGCACGCGGGAGCCGCGGGCCGUGCGCUCUGCGCUCCCGAGCGGCUCCCCGAGCGCCGCGGCCGCAGCGCCGCUUGUGCCGGCGCCCAUUGUUCCCCGCGGGGGCGGGGCGCCUGGAGCCGGGCCGCGCGCCGCGCCCCUGAGCGCGGGAGGGAGGGAGCGCGGGGUCCCCGCGCCCAACCCGGCCCGGGAGGAGGCGCAGCGCGGCGAGCCCGGGACCCGGAGCCGGACUGGGAGCCCCGCGGCGCGCGGCAUGGGCGACUGAAGCGGCCCCGCGCCGGCUGUGAAGGACUCGUCCCCACGGGCGGACUGACAGGCGGGCGGACCUGGAGCGGCUCCGCGGCGCCGCGCCCCUGUCCCCGGCCCGGCCCGGCUCCUGGCGCCAUGGACAAGCUGCCGCCGUCCAUGCGCAAGCGGCUCUACAGCCUCCCGCAGCAGGUGGGGGCCAAGGCGUGGAUCAUGGACGAGGAAGAGGAUGCCGAAGAGGAUGGGGCCGGGGGCCGCCAAGACCCCAGCCGCCGGAGCAUCCGGCUGCGGCCGCUGCCCUCGCCCUCGCCCUCAGUGGCCGCGGGCAGCACGGAGUCCCGGGGCGCGGCCCUCGGGGCAGCGGACAGCGAGGGGCCGGCCCGCGGCGCGGCCAAGUCCAGCACGAACGGGGACUGCAGGCGCUUCCGCGGGAGCCUGGCCUCGCUGGGCAGCCGGGGCGGCGGCGGCGGCGCGGGCAGCGGCAGCAGUCACGGGCACCUGCAUGACUCCGCGGAGGAGCGGCGGCUCAUCGCCGAGGGCGACGCGUCCCCCGGCGAGGACAGGACGCCCCCGGGCCUGGCGGCUGAGCCCGAGCGCCCCGGAGCCUCGGCGCAGCCCGCAGCCUCGCCGCCGCCGCCCCAGCAGCCGCCACAGCCGGCUUCCGCCUCCUGCGAGCAGCCGUCCGCUGACACCGCUAUCAAAGUGGAGGGAGGCGCGGCCGCGGGCGACCAGAUCCUCCCCGAGGCCGAGGUGCGCCUGGGCCAGGCCGGCUUCAUGCAGCGCCAGUUCGGGGCCAUGCUCCAACCUGGAGUCAACAAAUUCUCCCUGAGGAUGUUCGGCAGCCAGAAAGCCGUGGAGCGCGAGCAGGAGAGGGUUAAAUCAGCGGGGUUUUGGAUUAUCCACCCCUACAGCGACUUCAGAUUUUACUGGGACCUGACCAUGCUGCUGCUGAUGGUGGGAAACCUGAUCAUCAUUCCUGUUGGCAUCACCUUCUUCAAGGAUGAGAACACCACGCCCUGGAUCGUCUUCAACGUGGUGUCGGACACGUUCUUCCUCAUCGACUUGGUCCUCAACUUCCGCACAGGGAUCGUGGUGGAGGACAACACAGAGAUCAUCCUGGACCCACAGCGGAUUAAGAUGAAGUACCUGAAAAGCUGGUUUGUGGUGGAUUUCAUCUCCUCCAUCCCCGUGGACUACAUCUUCCUCAUCGUGGAGACCCGCAUCGACUCGGAGGUCUACAAGACUGCCCGGGCCCUGCGCAUCGUCCGCUUCACCAAGAUCCUCAGCCUCCUGCGCCUCCUACGUCUCUCCCGCCUCAUCCGAUACAUUCACCAGUGGGAAGAGAUCUUCCACAUGACCUACGACCUGGCAAGUGCCGUGGUGCGCAUCGUGAACCUCAUCGGCAUGAUGCUGCUGCUGUGCCACUGGGACGGCUGCCUGCAGUUCCUGGUGCCCAUGCUGCAGGACUUCCCCGACGACUGCUGGGUGUCCAUCAACAACAUGGUGAACAGCUCCUGGGGCAAGCAGUACUCCUACGCCCUGUUCAAGGCCAUGAGCCACAUGCUGUGCAUCGGCUACGGGCGGCAGGCGCCCGUGGGCAUGUCCGACGUGUGGCUCACCAUGCUCAGCAUGAUCGUGGGCGCCACCUGCUACGCCAUGUUCAUCGGCCACGCCACCGCCCUCAUCCAGUCACUGGACUCCUCCCGGCGCCAGUACCAGGAAAAGUACAAGCAGGUGGAGCAGUACAUGUCCUUCCACAAGCUCCCGCCCGAUACCCGGCAGCGCAUCCACGACUACUACGAGCACCGCUACCAGGGCAAGAUGUUCGACGAGGAGAGCAUCCUUGGCGAGCUGAGCGAGCCGCUGCGGGAGGAGAUCAUCAACUUUAACUGCCGGAAGCUGGUGGCCUCCAUGCCGCUGUUUGCCAACGCAGACCCCAACUUUGUGACAUCCAUGCUGACCAAGCUGCGCUUUGAGGUCUUCCAGCCCGGGGACUACAUCAUCCGGGAAGGCACCAUCGGCAAGAAGAUGUACUUCAUCCAGCACGGUGUGGUCAGUGUGCUCACCAAGGGCAACAAGGAGACCAAGCUGGCCGACGGCUCCUACUUUGGAGAGAUCUGCCUGCUGACCCGGGGCCGGCGCACGGCCAGCGUGCGGGCUGAUACCUACUGCCGCCUCUACUCGCUGAGCGUGGAUAACUUCAACGAGGUGCUGGAGGAGUACCCCAUGAUGCGACGGGCCUUCGAGACCGUGGCGCUGGACCGCCUGGACCGCAUUGGCAAGAAGAACUCCAUCCUCCUCCACAAAGUCCAGCACGACCUCAACUCCGGCGUGUUCAACUACCAGGAGAACGAGAUCAUCCAGCAGAUUGUGCAGCACGACCGGGAGAUGGCCCACUGUGCCCACCGCGUCCAGGCCGCUGCCUCUGCCACCCCGACCCCCACGCCCGUCAUCUGGACCCCGCUGAUCCAGGCACCCUUGCAAGCUGCCGCUGCCACCACGUCCGUGGCCAUAGCCCUCACCCACCACCCUCGCCUGCCUGCUGCCAUCUUCCGCCCGCCCCCAGGACCCGGGCUGGGCAACCUCGGGGCUGGGCAAACGCCCAGGCACCUGAAGCGGCUGCAGUCUCUGAUCCCCUCCGCGCUAGGCUCCACCUCGCCUGCCAGCACCCCCUCCCAGGUGGACACGCCGUCUUCAUCUUCCUUCCACAUCCAACAGCUGGCUGGAUUCUCCGCACCCGCCGGACUGAGCCCGCUCCUGCCCUCGUCCAGCUCCUCCCCAGCCCCAGGGGCUUGCGGCUCCCCACCAGCUCCCACACCGUCGGCUGCCACAGCUGCCACCACCACAGCUGGGUUUGGCCACUUCCACAAGGCGCUGGGUGGCUCCCUGUCCUCCUCUGAUUCUCCCCUGCUCACCCCGCUGCAGCCAGGGGCCCGGUCCCCACAGGCCGCCCAGCCGCCACCCCCGCUGCCAGGGGCCCGGGGAGGCCUGGGGCUCCUGGAGCACUUCCUGCCACCCCCACCCUCCUCCAGGUCCCCGUCAUCCAGCCCUGGGCAGCUGGGCCAGCCUCCCGGGGAGCUGUCCCCAGGUCUGGCCGCUGGCCCACCAAGUACACCAGAGACGCCCCCACGGCAGGCUGAGCGGCAGUCCUUCGUGGCAGGGGCCUCUGGGGGGGCUUCCCCUGGAGCCUUUACUCCCCGGGGAGGGCUCAGCCCACCUGGCCACAGCCCAGGCCCCCCAAGAACUUUCCCGAGUGCCCCACCCCGGGCCUCUGGCUCCCACGGCUCCUUGCUCCUGCCGCCCGCGUCCAGCCCCCCACCGGCCCAGGUUCCCCAGCGCCGGGGCACACCGCCCCUCACCCCAGGCCGCCUCACCCAGGACCUCAAGCUCAUCUCAGCCUCUCAGCCAGCCCUGCCCCAGGACGGGGCGCAGACUCUCCGCAGAGCCUCCCCUCACUCCUCUGGGGAGUCCGUGGCUGCCUUCCCGCUCCUCCCCAGGGCCGGGGGCGGCAGCGCAGGCAGCGGGGGGCUCGGCCCCCAGGGGAGGCCCUAUGGUGCCAUCCCAGGCCAGCACGUCACUCUGCCUCGGAAGACAUCCUCAGGUUCUUUGCCACCCCCUCUUUCUUUGUUUGGGGCAAGAGCCACCUCUUCUGGGGGGCCCCCUCUGACUGCUGCACCCCAGAGGGAACCUGGGGCCAGGUCCGAGCCAGUGCGCUCCAAACUGCCGUCCAACCUAUGAGCGGGGCCCUCCCUCCCCCUUCCCACUCCUUCUCCCUCCCUGCCUCCUUCAGGUUUAACUGUGAUUAGGAGAUAUACCAAUAACAAUAAUAAUUAUCGUUAAAAAACCCACACACACCAGAAAAACAAAAGACAGCAGAAAAUAACCAGGUAUUCUUAGAGCUAUAGAUUUUUGGUCACUCGCUUUUAUAGACUAUUUUAAUACUCAGCACUAGAGGGAGGGAGGGCGCGGGAGGGGGGGCAGGCAGGGCCCAAGCGUGAAAGCCAGAGGAAGGCGGGUGGGGUCUCCGGCUGGGCAGAUGGGGGUGACUGGUGUUUGGGGUUCCUACAGCAGACACGUCAAUUGUAUUUGUUUAGAGCAGCAGCUGCCAUCAGCCCCAUAGCUGUGAACUUGGAGCCCCACUCUGCUGGGGGUCGUCUUGUUCCCCGGGAAGGGGCUGCCCUGGGGGUGUGUUCCUGGGGAGCCUCAGAUGCCUGAGUCCUUGGGAGAGCUGGGCCAGGGCCGAGGGCCUUGAGUUUUUUCUACUGUAAACGUAGCAAGAUAUGUAUAUGACUAUGUAUAUGUAUAUGUAUGUAAGAUGUGUAUAUGUAUAGCUAUGUAGCGCUCUGUAGAGCCAUGUAGAUAGCCGCUCAUGUGUGCGCACACGUGUGUGCAAUCCAGUUUAACCCCAUGUUGCCAGGACACCCAGGUCACCGUACAUGCAGCAACCCGCCUCGGCCCGCAGGCUGGGCACCGCAUGGUCCGGGGAAGCACUCUCUCUGGUCCUCGGGGGAGAGGACCCCCAGGACCUUGCAGCAGGCCCCAUCUGUCCCCGUCUCUUGUCUCAAAUCCAGGCGCAGCCUGACCUCUCACCACACGGUAGCAGAAGACUCUCGUCUGCUGGGGCGUCAGCACGGCCCGUCCCCUCUGUGGCCCUCACUUUUCCCACCUGUGAGGUGGAGGCACGGGGAACCACUGUUCGUUGAGUCCGCUCUGUGCCAAGCACUGGUUCGCACUUUACACACAUUAGCUUCUUCAGUUUCACAAAGACCAUGAGGUAGGUACCUUGGUUCUGCCCAUUUCACAGAUGAGGAAACUGAGUUUUGGGUAAUUUUCCCAGAAUCCUGUAACUAGGAGUGGCAGAGCAGGGACCGACCUGAGAUUUGCGUCCGUGCCAGCCUGAGGCCCAAGCCUAUGUUCCUUCCAUCAGAAAGCUGUUUUGAGAGAGGCUGAGACAGACGGUCCCCAAGUGUGGUGCAGAGGAAAGAGACCAGAUUUUGAGUUCAAAUCCCAGCCCUGCCACUUCUUAGCUGUACGAUCUGGGGCAAGUUUUCUGACCUUUGUAAGCAUGUUACCUCAUUUGUAAAAUGGGAAUGAUUAUGUUAGCGCCUCACAAGGACCCGUGAGGACCAGAUGAGAAAAGUGGUGUAUGGGAAAUGCCCAGCCCAGCGCCUGGCACAUACCAUAGCAGGUGCUCAAUAAAUCACAUUUCUUCUGCCCCUCACAUGCUCCGCCCAUCGCUCCAGCAGCUGUGGUGAGAGCACAGGAGCUUUGGCUGAGGGCUCCAAGAUCUAAAAUCUCAGGACUCAGGAGGUGGCUGGGCCUCCCCAAGGGCCAGAGGAAGGUGUGUGGCCAGUGGUGGGCUUGAGCCAGGCCUUGAGAUGCGGAGAGCAUCAGGGGGGAGGGAGUGGGGUGGGACGGCGUGUCCUGCAGGAGAUCGCCGGGGGGGAUGCCUUGGGAGGAGAUCCAAGGCUUGGGGUGACAGGCAAAGGGGGUAGACCGGGCUUGGUUCUGAGGCAACUGGGAGCCAUAGGCAGGCUCCGGAUGGAGCCUCCCUCCUGAGCACGGCCCUCCUCCCCUACAGGAUCCCGCCAGAGCCAAGGGAAGGAGCAGGUGUGGCUGCAACACCCAAAUAAUGAGGAGGGCUGGUCCCACCUUGUACAUCCAGAACCUUCUGUGCACUAAGCCAGAAUGUUGGCAAGAACAGGGUUUGCUCUGAGCUGUCCUGGGUUGUGGGGCAGGCCGAUUUCUCCAUGGUUGGGCUGCAGGGAGUGGGAGGCAGUAAUCCAGAAGAGAAGGGGUGAAGGGUCCUGGGGUCCUAGGUAAAGACCAGAAGCCGCUGGGCCCUGUUCUCUACUGAGCUGGGGAAGCCCCCUUGGGCCCAGAGAGUCUCAGAGCUGGAAGGAUUUAAACAGCCUCGCCCUGAGUUCUGCGCACACCCCUGCCCUGCAAGGAGGGCAGCGCCGGGAAGCUUGAUCCAAACCCACAGUCUGGUCCCAGAGGCAGCGGGAGUAGAAGGUGGAGAGUCCAGGGGCUUGAGGAGUGAAGAGCAUCCUUGCCGCCAGGGUCUGGCCUAAGCACCCUCCUGCUACCUACACACACGCGUGUUUUAUAAGAGCUCGGACCCAGCCCGGCCGCUCCGCAGAGACUGGAGGAGCCAGGGCCAGUCGGUGGGCACUCCCAUCCCCAGUCUCCCACAAGCAGUUUUCAAAUCUUCCACUUUUAAAACAGAAAACGGUAAAUGCGCCGUGUUGUAUAUUUUAUUUAAAUAAAA